Molecule: messenger RNA, 1119 nt
Organism: Gambusia affinis (western mosquitofish)
Lineage: Eukaryota; Metazoa; Chordata; Actinopteri; Cyprinodontiformes; Poeciliidae
Exons: 6
Coding region: 187-1119 (310 amino acids)
Source: RefSeq, a predicted model, not a curated record
UGAAUCAAAACACCUGCAAGGGUUUCCUGAGUCUCUGAAUCACAGGUGUCAAACUCUAGUCCUAGAGGGCUGCUGUCUUACAACUUAGAGGUCUGUCUUUCUGUCAACACACCUGAUUACAAAAGUUAGGUUAUUAGCAGUCUUAAAAGGCCUGAUGAGUGGAGAAACGUUUCGUGUUCUUCCAGGAUGUCAGCCUCGCAAAACUCCUCAGACUUGGAAAUGUCAUUCUGGAGGAGACUGCAUCAACAACAACAGACCAGUCCACGGCGGCUUUGCAGAGUUUGCUUUUACCCCGGACCCGGAGGGUUGAAGAUCUUCCACUCUCACUGCUGCUGGACGGGACUAAUGUGUUCUCUGGUACGGGGAAGAUUGCCCAGGGCAGCACUUAAAGGGCAAAGUUACAUGUUGCACAACUACGGAGCAGCGCUCGGUGAAAUGAGCUUCCCUUCGAUGAGAGAAUUGUGGCAAGAUUUUGUAUCGCAGCAUCUCGUCACACAUCUGCUGACAGGUGAAGAUGGAGACAGAGUACCAAACGCUGGAGGCCAGGCCACGAUGCAGAAUAGAAGAACUUUAUUGCAAGCUGGAACCAGAGACGAGAUAAACAUAGGCUUGGCAAAACUAGCUAACGUCAGAGGGAGGAGAAGCGAUUUUCCUCGGAACAAAGAACAUGAACACCGAUUGAAGUUUAAAAAUUAUUUUAAAAAAACCUGUGAUAACCGAUUCCGCAAAACGAAACAAACCGUAAAGCUGUUGGAACAACAUGGACCAAGUCUGAAAUCAAGACAUCAGAGCCCUCAGUGGUGUUGGAUGACUCUUUGUAGUCUUUAUCUAGUAAAAACCUUGGGAGGAGUUUGUCUCAACAAAAUAAUGAAGCCUUGGCACAAAUUCAAACUGGAAGACUCUCUAGCCUCACCUGCAUCAUCCAAUCAGUUCGACUCUUUCAUCGCCGUAGAUCCAACCAACCAAGCUCCCGCUGAAAAGGACCUCCAUCCAUGGCAUCUCCCACUUUCCAGCUGCGCUCAACCCACCUCCGCCCCUUCUCCACCUCCAUUGUCCCGGCUCUUCAGGCACCCAUCCUUCACCGACCUCCACCACCAGUCUACGGGCUCCGGGGGAUGA